Messenger RNA from Fusarium venenatum, 120 nucleotides. The record is from RefSeq and is a predicted model, not a curated record. NCBI's taxonomy places the organism in Eukaryota, Fungi, Ascomycota, Sordariomycetes, Hypocreales, Nectriaceae.
AUGGCCCUGCCGGCUCUUUGGGGGUGGUGGCUCUGCGGUUUAGGCCUUUUUGUCCCCGCGGUCUUCAUGGUAUUUAAAAGGAUGUGCGACAGAAGGGGGGAUUACAAAAUGGAUUACUGA